This is a messenger RNA of Cyphomyrmex costatus, 3114 nucleotides long. Its product is annotated as aminopeptidase N-like. Gene Ontology annotation, molecular function: metalloaminopeptidase activity; zinc ion binding; peptide binding. The record is from RefSeq and is a predicted model, not a curated record. The transcript has 13 exons. Lineage: Eukaryota; Metazoa; Arthropoda; Insecta; Hymenoptera; Formicidae. Bases 1 to 3114 code for a protein of 1037 amino acids. Gene Ontology annotation, cellular component: membrane; cytoplasm. Gene Ontology annotation, biological process: peptide catabolic process; proteolysis.
AUGGAGAAUUCACAAAUACGGUAUCAAGAUAGUGCAAAAGUAUUCUCAAGCGUAUAUGAUGCAAGUUUAAUUGGCGUUGAAGUUGUCAUGAAAGUAAUUCAAAUGUAUUACGAUGAUAUACUGCACCGAAAUUUCGAUGAUUAUACAAAAAUUGCAAAUAUAGUGAACGCUUUGGCAAGCAGAUUAUCUACUUAUGAGCUCUACGAUCAGUACCAAAAAUUACUUAACUUUCUGGUUCAAAAAGAACCAGAAUUCGAGAAAUCUGUCGCUUCCUAUUUGACAACGGCGAAGAAUGAAUUUGAUUGGUAUGAAAGAAAAGUUCCAGUAAUUUUUGAAGCAUUGGACAAUGUAUUUCCCAGUAACAUAUAUCGUUUGCCGAAAACUCUCAUUCCAAAACUGUACAACAUAUAUCUCAUACCUUACAUGGAAGAGGGCACUUUUACAGGAAAAGUGGAAAUACACAUGACAGUUCAAGAAAAUACUACUUUGAUAGUUCUUAAUUCUCACAAACUCAACAUCUUAAAUGUCAUAGUCUUCAGAAAUGGCACAAAAAUUGAAAUACAGAAUUAUACGACAAAACAUGUCGCGCAACAACUAAGAAUAUAUUUAUCCAACUACGUACAUACAAAUGAGAAAAUAAUAGCGGAAAUUCAAUUUAACGGAACUCUUAAUGAUGAAAUGACUGGAUUUUAUCGUAGUUCAUAUUUAGAUAGUGACGGAGUACAACAUUGGCUGGCUACAACACACUUUGAGCCUACGUAUGCUAGACAAGCUUUCCCUUGCUUCGAUGAACCAGCGUUUAAAUCAAAUUUCACAAUUAAUAUUCGGAGGCCAAAUAAUUACAACUCGCUAAGUAAUAUGCCACGCUUGACAGAAACUAAAGAUUCAGAGAACGAUAAUUAUACGUGGGACAUAUUCAUCACUAGCAAUGCCAGUAUGUCAACAUAUCUGGUUGCAUUCGUUGUCUCCGAAUUUAAACCAGCGGUUGAGCCUGAAAAUGUAACUCUCAACGUAUGGGGUAGACCGGAAGUCGCGACAUAUGGCACAUACGCUCGAGAUAUCGGUGUAAAAAUUAUUGACGAAUUGCAGAAUAUUACGAACAUUAAUUAUACUUUACCUAAGCUGGACUUAAUAGGAAUUCCAGAUUUCUCUAUGGGCGCAAUGGAAAACUGGGGCCUUGCUACUUUCCGCGAGUAUGGACUUUUCUACGACAAAGAAGGAAUUACAGCCACAUAUGAAAGAUACCUAAUUACUGUAAUAGCGCACGAACUUACUCAUAUGUGGUUUGGAGAUCUCGUUACUUGCGACUGGUGGGAUUAUAUUUGGCUCAACGAAGGUUUCGCACAAUAUUUCGAAGCGUUUACAGCCGAUCGAAUAUUACCAGACUACAAGUUCAUGGAUCAAUUCGUGGUUUACGAAUUGCAUUCUGCUCUAUCACAAGAUGCUUCUAUUUCAACACACCCAAUGACAAAUCCUGUCGAAACACCGGAAGAAAUAGCCGGUAUUUUUGACUACGUUACUUAUGGAAAAUCCGCUAGUGUCUUACGAAUGAUGUUUAACGCAGUCGGCCAAGAAGCUCACAUAUUGGCACUCCGUGAUUAUUUAACGAAACGAAAGUAUCUUACAGCACGUCCUACAGAUUUAUGGGAAAGUUUCGAGUCAUUUGUAUGGAUACCAAUUGGCAAUAGAAAUGCAAGCGUCGAGGAAGUUGUGAAUACUUGGACAAAUCAACCAGGAUAUCCCGUUGUAUAUGCUACAUUAAAUAAUAAUAUACUAACGCUUACUCAGAAACGAUUCUUGAUAGAUAAUAGAAAUAUCUCUAGCGAUGAAUUUUAUUGGAUACCAAUUGAUAUAUUCGUUUCAUCCGACCUGUAUGCCGGUGUAUCUUUAAAAAGCAAAAUAUUGCUAGGACCGAAACCUGAGAGAAUAUUUAUUAAUUCUCUUAACGAUUGGUUCAUCGUGAAUUACAAACAAACUGGCUUCUAUCGUGUUAAUUACGAUAACUCCUCAUGGAAUGCAUUAAUUAGCACGCUAAAUAGUAACAAUUUCGAAGAUAUUCAUGUUUUGAAUCGUGCACAAAUUAUAGAUGAUCUCUUCAAUUUGGCUCGUGCUAAUUAUGUAGAGUACAAUUUACUGAUAAGAGCAUUGGCAUAUUUGGAACGUGAAACAAAUCAUUUACCUUGGAAAGCAUUUUUCAAUGGCAUAUCAUAUAUCUAUAGAAGAUUUGAACAGCAAGAUUUAAACAAGGAGAAGAAUUUCCAGGAGAAUUUAAAUAAAUACGUAUUGAAAUUAUUGUCUAAAAUGUAUGAUAAUAUAGGAUUCAAUGAUCGCGAUAAUGAUGAUCAUUUAAAUAAGUUAAAUCGGGAAAUGAUUCUCGCAUGGGCUUGCAAGUUAAGUAAAACAGAGUGUAUAAAAAAAUCUGUAGACCUAUUUACGGCGUGGCGUUAUAAUUCCGAACGAAUUCCACGUAAUGCACGACCAGCUGUUUAUUGCACCGCAAUAAAACAAGGAAGAGUAGAUGAUUGGAUAUUCUUGUGGUCUCAGUAUCUACAGACGAAUUUUCAAACAGAGAAAAAGAUCAUUAUAAAUGCACUCGGAUGCUCAAUAAAUAAGGUGGUGCUUCGAAAUUACUUACAUAUAGCUAUUGAAAAAUACGAUCCUGCAAAUGCUGUCUUUCGCCGACAAGAUGUUUCAGCGGUAUUUACUUCUGUAUACAGCGCAAGUCCAAUAGGAGUAAACGUUACCAUUGACUUUUUAAUAACAAAUAUCGAAAAAUUAUAUGAAUAUUUCGGAACAUGGAAUAAUAUCGCAGAUAUAUUUGCUAAUGUGGCAUCGUAUGUAUCGAGCGAGGAUCAAUACAACCAGUUGACAUACUUUAUUGAACAUAAUAUAGAUCUAUAUCCUCCAACCAUCAGAUCGAGAUUAGUUUCUGCUCUUAAUACCGCAGAAACUAACUUAUUCUGGUUCAAAACUAACGGUGAGAAAAUUAUGGAAUUAAUAAUUUCGGAAUCUGCAAACGAGGAACACCCAAAUAGUUCUACCAAUUUAGAAUCAAUGAACGUCAUUCUUAUGACUGCUAUUGCUUUAAUAUCGUAUCUUUUAAAUUAUUAUUAA